Messenger RNA from Rhodotorula graminis WP1, 1049 nucleotides. RefSeq lists its product as uncharacterized. Gene Ontology annotation, cellular component: intracellular anatomical structure. The transcript is spliced from 8 exons. The coding region runs from base 48 to 899 and encodes 283 amino acids. The record is from RefSeq and is a predicted model, not a curated record. Gene Ontology annotation, molecular function: oxidoreductase activity, acting on NAD(P)H, oxygen as acceptor. Lineage: Eukaryota; Fungi; Basidiomycota; Microbotryomycetes; Sporidiobolales; Sporidiobolaceae.
CUUUCCAAGCUUCCACCUCUCUGCAAAGCUUUCCUCCUCCCGCAACCAUGUCGCCCUCCACCGCUACCCAGGCCACCAAGAUCACGUCGUCGGCGCCCGCCCCGGCCGACCACUUUGCCCAGCCCAAGGGCACUGGCUUCACCAUCGACUUUGAGAAGAAGGUUUACGUCGUCACUGGCGGCAACCGCGGUCUCGGAAUCUCGAUCACCGAGGCCCUCGCCAACGCCAACGCGACCGUCGCCAUCAUCUACAACUCGGCCAAGGACGCCGAGGAGGUUGCUGAGCGCCUCUCGAAGAAGUGGGGCCAGACGAUUAAGGCGUACCAGGCCAACGUCUCGGAGGCGGACAAGGUCAAGUCGACGUUCGCCCAGAUCGAGAAGGACCUCGGCCCGAUCCACGGCGUCGUCGCCAACUCGGGUAUCUCGGUCGUCAAGAGCGCCCUCGAGCUCGGCAAGGAGGACUUUGACAAGGUCUUUGGCGUCAACGUCUUCGGCGUCUUCAACACUGCCCAGGCUGCCGCUGCCCUCUGGACUGAGCGCAAGCAGGGUGGCUCGAUCGUCGUCAUCUCGUCGAUGUCGGACACCAUCGUCAACAGCCCGAUCACCCAGGCCUUCUACAAUUCGUCGAAGGGCGCCGUCUCGAACCUCACCCGCUGCCUCGCCACCGAGUGGGCUCCCCACGGCAUCCGCGUCAACAACGUCAACCCGGGCUUCAUCGAGACCGACCAGACGAUGCACAUGGACGCCACCCUCCGCGAGAACCAGUGCAAGGAGGUCCCCCUCGGCCGCUUCUCCAAGCCCUGGGAGCAGGCGGGCCAGGUCGCGUACCUCCUCAGCCCGUACUCGUCGUACCAGACUGGCUCGAGCGUCUACAUCGACGGCGGCUACCUCUGCUGGUAAACAGCGACUCGUCGCUUGUGCAUAGUGAUUCCCCAAAGGAGAAGAGGUGGUCGUCGGCGGUGCGCUCGACCAGGGUCUGCGGCCGGCGCACCUUCUCGUGUGCUCGGUCGCUUGCAGCGCUUGAAACAGGAUACCUUUAGUCACCUUCUC